Messenger RNA from Aspergillus melleus, 336 nucleotides. RefSeq lists its product as uncharacterized. The transcript has a single exon. The record is from RefSeq and is a predicted model, not a curated record. Bases 1 to 336 code for a protein of 111 amino acids. NCBI's taxonomy places the organism in Eukaryota, Fungi, Ascomycota, Eurotiomycetes, Eurotiales, Aspergillaceae.
AUGGACCGAACAAUCAACCGAACCAUCCAUCCCUUCUCUUAUCCAAGAUCGACAGAGGAGGAUGCCUCGUUCAGCGAUCAAUCUGGUGAAUUUCUCACCAUACAAACCGACAUCCAGACCACCCUCCUUCCCGGAAAUCCAAAUAGAUUCGGGACAACCAAUCCACCGCUCCAGACUCUCAGUAGCGAUCCAGAACCCCGGGUCCUGGCGAAGCCGUGGAGACCAUCCGAUGCCCACGCGCAUAGCUGGAGCGAGGAGGAUCGGAAACAUGAGCUGCAGGCACGGUUGUUGGAUGUGGAGAAGGGUGUAAAUGCUGGGUUUACGGAGACCGAGUAG